CUGUGACACCUCCUUAGACGUGGUGAAAGAUGUGUGGCCAGUGGUCGAUAAGUCAAUUCUACAGUUCUGUUACAUUUUAAUAAAUAUUGUGUUCACACGGUGGUGAGUUUCUAUUGUCAAAUCAAUAGAAUUUCGUAGAACUUUGAGUUGAUAAUGAAUCAUGACCAACUGAUUCUUCUCCACUGAAAUCUCUCUGAGUCAUUCAAAACCACUCAAAAAUUCCUUCGCUCAGAAACCUCCCUGAGCCCAUAUCCUUCGAUUUCUCCAGUUCGCACCUUAGGUCUCUCUUUUAUUUUCUUUAUUUCAAAUUUUUUCUUCCCUAUUUCCGGUUUGAAAAAAAAUUCCGUUUCGGUAUUAUCUAAUUUCUUUAAAAAAAAAAAGGUUUUUGCAUUCGGUUAUUUCUCGUUUACUAUAUAAAUUUCUUUUUUCAUUUCUCUUAUUUAUUGUUAAUUUUGAAACUUGUGUUUUAUCGUGUUCUGUCUAAUACUUGUCUUUUGAUUAUAUUCAUCUGCUUUACUUCUGUUCGGUUUUUCAAAAAAAAAAAAAUUUGAAAAAAAAAAUGGUUGAUGUUGCCGGGAGUAUUGGGGGAGUGUUGAGUCCUGUCCUUGAAGUUGGCAAAUGGUUGGCUGCUCCAAUUUGGCGUCAAUUUAAGUACUUGUAUAAGUACAGUACCAAUUUCAAAAAGCUGGAAAAGGAAGUUAAGAAGCUGAAGAAUACAAGGGACGAAGUUCAGCAUAAGGUUACUGUUGCUGAAAGAAAUGUGGAAGAGAUCAAACAGAAUGUUAAAGACUGGCUGAAGGAUGUGGAGAAGACAAUUACAGAAGCAGAGCAGUUGAUUCAAGAGAAGAUAAACAACCCUCCAUGUUUUAAAGGAUUGUGCUCCAACUACAAGCAAAGCAAGAAAGCUUUCAAAUUAAAGUGGGAUGAUAUUGAUCACCUCCUCCAGCAGGAAAAGGAAUUCGAUCAAGUUUCCUUUCCUACUAUUCAACAAGAUAUCUGGCUUAGAUCUAGGGAAGAUUAUUUGGCGUUCGAAUCAAGAAACUCCAUUAUGAAGAAUGUAUGGGAUGCUCUAAAUGAUGAGAAUGUGUACAUGAUUGGUGUUUAUGGGAUGGGUGGUACUGGGAAGACCACUCUUGUGCAAGAAGUUGGAAGGAAAGCGGCGCAGGAUAAUCUAUUUGAGGACAUUGCUUUUGUUGAGGUAACACAAACUUUGGAUAUAAAAAAGGUUCAAACAGAAAUUGCAGAGAAGUUAGGCGUAAAAUUCAGUCACGACAGUGAAAGAGCAAAUAAGUUAUAUGAGAGAUUGAAGAGAGGUAAGAAGAUCCUUUUAAUUUUAGACAAUAUUUGGGAAGAUGUUGAUCUCAGGACUAUCGGUAUUCCUUCUGAAAUGGAUCAUGGGGGAUGUAAACUAAUGUUCACGACAAGAAACUUAGAUGCAUUGCAGAAGAUGGGUUCCACAAAUAAUUUCAAGAUGAGCAUUUUAGAAGAAAAUGAAGCUUGGAACCUAUUCAGGAAGAUGGCAGGUGAUGUUAUACAAACAUGUGAAUUGAAUUCUCUACCGAAUGAUGUAUGCAAGGAAUGCGGAGGAUUGCCCAUUGUCAUUUGCACUAUAGCAAAAGCAUUAAGAAACAAGAGUCAUCCAACUGAUUGGAAAGUAGCAUUGCAAGAAUUAAGAGCACCAUCACCAAAAAAGUUCAUAGGAUUCCUAGAAAAGGAAUACAUGAAGAUGGCCUUAAGUUACAAUUAUUUAAGGGAUGAAGAACUUAAGAAAACGUUUUUAAUUUCCAGUCUAAUGGGAAAUAAUACUUCCAUUUCAGACUUAUUCAAACAUGUUGUGUGUUUGGAUAUACUUGAAGGAGCUAAUUUGACAAUGCAAGAUGCACGAGAUCGAUUGGAUAAAUUGGUUCGUGACCUCAAAGAUGCUAGUUUGUUACUAGACGGGUUUAGAAGCGAACAAUUUUCUAUGCAUGAUGCAGUUCGUGUUGUUGCUAUAACAAUAGCAUACGUGGAUCAUCAUGUAUUUACAGCAAAAAAUGACAUUGAACGGGAAUGGAAGGAUAGCGUUAAACUCAAGAAAUGCACAAAAAUCUCCCUACAUGGUAGCAGUACUAUUAUUAGUCAAAUUUGGCCUAAUGAUUUGGAUUGUCCAGCUCUUGAAUAUUUCUAUAUGCCCAACUCUUACUUCAGAAUCCCUGAGGACUUCUUCACAGUGAUGCCGAAGUUCAAAGUUUUAAAUUUAUUUAGGCUACACAGAUUGUCAUUGCCAUCAUCCCUUCAUCUUUUGAAAAACCUUCAAACACUAUGUUUAGAUAAUAGCACAAUUAACGAUGUUGUUGUUGUUGGAAAGCUAAAAAAACUAAAAGUCCUUAGCUUGAAGCAUUCAUUUAUUAAGGAGUUGUCUGAAGAAAUAGGUCAAUUGACUGAACUCAAGUUAUUAGAUUUAAGCAAUUGUAAACAAUUGAAAGUUAUUGUGCCAAAUGUCAUAUCAAAACUAUUGCAAUUAGAGGAAUUUCAUAUAAAGGGCUGCCCUAUUCAGUGGAAGGUUGAAGUACUCAAGGAAUUAAAGCUCUUGUCUAAUCUCACGAGUGUAGAAUUGGAUGUUAGAGAUAACAAUGUGCUACCUAAAAACUUAUUUGCCAAAGAGCCUAAAAGGUACAAAAUAUCAGUAGGAGAUUGUUCGGUCCUAUAUCAAGAAUAUGGCGAACUUGAGCAUUAUGGGGAACAUGAGCUUUUGAGGAUGUUGGAAUUUAAAUUUAAUUCUAUCAGGUCAUUAGAAGAAUUAUAUGGAUUUAAGAAUGUUGAACUCUUAUGCUUAGCUGAAUCUUCAGAAGAUCAGAACUAUGUUGAUCAUUCAAAUUUUGAUUUGCAGUCCAAUGAAAUCAUGCCUCUGUUUAAUGAAAAGGGUAUUUUUACCAAUUUUAAGGCAUUGGUAUUGUACAAUAUUAGUUUGGAAAAGAUUUGGGAUAGUCGAAUUUCAACCCCUCCCUCUCAAAAUUUGAAACGACUGACAUUGAAGAGAUGUGGAAAGAUGACAUAUGUGUUUCCAUUUUCUAUAGCCAAAAGCCUCAGACAACUUCAAUGCCUAGAGAUAAUAAAUUGUGAGGUUUUAGAGAAGAUUGUUGAAGAAGAAGGAGCAGAACUUGUGGUUAAUUCUAUCUUUCCACAGGUAACCAAAUUGGUGCUCAAAAAAUUACCAAAACUUACAAUUUUUUAUCUAGGAAUACAAGUUUCAGAGUUGCCGAUGUUAAAAUGGUUGGAGAUAGAGAACUGUCAAAAAUUCACUCCAAGAUAUUUGGGCUUGCAAAAUGAUAAUACGAAGGGUGAACUUCAAAUUUCAGAGUCAAAAUUCAUUCGCUUGGAACAUAAGAUCAACCACAAUUUGGAGAAUUUUGAAUUAAGCGAUAGUGUGACAUACAUUACAUGGAAUAGUCAAUAUAAAGAUCUUAUAAUCUGCAACUCAGCAAAUAUUCCACUUGGACUCCUUCAAAGAUUUCAAAGUGUGAAAAAGCUCCAACUACGUUCUUGUGAAUUCAAAGAAAUUAAGAGUGUAUCAAAUCUUCCAAAUCUUGAAUAUCUAGCAGUAGAAUUCCGUUGCUACUUGAGGAGUCUAGUGCCAUUUUCAGCUUCCUUCCAGAAUCUUAAAGUUCUCAUAGUCAGGUAUGUAAAUGGGUUAGUUGUCUUAACAACACCUUCAAUGGCUAGAAGCUUGAUGCAGUUGAGAGAAUUAAAAAUAUCAAAUUGCGAAAUACUUGUUGAAAUAGUAGAGAAUAAGGGAGAUGCAUCAAGUAGUACCGAAAUUGUUUUUGACAAUUUGAAGUUGGUGUCACUUCAAGGGUUAAAAAGUUUCACAUGCUUUUGCUCUGGGAAUUACUCUUUCAAUUUCCCAUCACUAGAAGAAUUAGUUAUAGAAAAUUGUCCUAACUUGAAGACGUUCUCUCAAGGAAUGUUAAACACUCCAAAGCUGCACAAAGUCAAUUACAAGGAAAUAAAGAACGAGGGGAACGAUCUUGAUAAAAUCAUACAUGGAUUGUGCAAAAAGAAAGAUAAGGAAAUCUCCCUUGAUUUCAAGUACAAGGCAUUCCACAGUGAUAAUUCUACAGAAAUUUGCUACAACCAGCACCCAACUUCCUUCUAUCAAAAUUUGACACAGUUGGUCCUUUGGAAUUGUGGAAAUAUAAAAUAUGCAUUUCCACCUUCCAUUGUCAAAACUCUCCACCAACUUCAACAACUAAUGAUAGGGGAUUGUAAGGUUUUAGAAGAGAUUGUUGCAAAAGAAGAAGGAGUAAAUGUUAUGGUCAAUUUUGUCUUUCCGAAUUUAACCUUAUUGAAGCUUGAAAAUCUACCAAAUCUUACUGUUUUCUACCAUGAAAUGCAUACUUCAGAAUGGCCAAAGUUGAAAGAGUUGGUGGUGAGAAAUUGUGCCAAGUAUCUGAGCUUUAAAAAAAACAAUGAGGAGAUUGAAUUUAAAAUUUUAGAUCCAAAAUCUAUCUUCUUGGAAGAUAAGAUCAACUCCCAUUUGGAGGUUUUUGAAUUACGGAAUGAUUCAGCAGAAAUUACUUGGCAAAAUGAAUCUAAAACUGUUAAAAUCCUUUGGGAUAAGUCAGCAUAUAUUCCACUUGGACCUCUUCAGAGAUUUCACAAUUUGAAAGAGCUUCAACUAAUUGGUUGUAAUUACAGAGAAAUUAAGAGGCUAUCAGAUCUUCCAAGUCUUGAAGUUCUACAUGUAUCUUCGUGUGAAAAAUUGUUGAGUCCACUGCUGUCUACACCUUUCCAGAAUCUUAAAGUUCUUAAAGUACAAAGUUGCAGGGGGUUGGUUAACUUAAUAACACCUUCAACAGCUGGAAGUUUGGUACAAUUGAGAGAAUUGAAAAUAUCAGAGUGUCACAUGCUGAUUGAAAUUAUAGAAAACGAGGGAGAUGCAACAUUGAGUGGUGAACAAGUUGUUUUUAACAAUUUGAAUAAGUUGUCACUUGAAUAUUUAGAUAGUCUCUCAUAUUUUUGCUCUGGGAAUUACUCUUUCAAUUUCUCAUCUUUGGAAGAGUUAAUUAUAGAAGGAUGCUUCAAUAUGAAGUAUUUUUGUCAAGGAAUGUUAAGCACACCAAUGUUACACAAAAUCAAUUAUGGGAGAAAGGAGGUAGAAAAUGAAGGGAAUGACUUGAAUUCAACUAUACAACAAUUAUACAAAGAAAAGGUUGACUCCAAUAUAAAGACAUUGAAAUUAAAUGGACGGGAUAUUAUGGCGAUUUGGCAAGGAGAGUUUCAGGAGAACUUGUGCAUAGUAGAAACUCUUGAAUUAAUUAAGGAUGAAUAUACAUAUAUUCCGAUUCAAAUCCUUCAAAAAUUUGUCAGUCUUGAAAACCUCAUAUUGAAAGUGUGUUCAUACGAAGAACUGUUCUCGUUUAAAGAAGGUGAAGAGGACAUUGGAGUAUUCACAAACUUUGAAACAUUAGAAUUGCGGGGGCUUUUUAAUUUAAAAAGCAUUUCAAAUCAAGACUCCCGAUUGAACUCAAUUCUUCAAAAUCUUCAUUCUUUAUAUGUAAACUAUUGUCACAAUUUGACUACUUUGCUGCUGCCUUCACAGUCAUUUGAAAAUCUAAGGACUUUGAGUGUACAUCAUUGUAAUGGAAUGCAAAACUUAAUGACAUCCUCAAUAACCAGAAGUCUAAUGUGUCUUGAAAGCUUAUCAAUAGAAAAAUGUGAAAUGAUGGUAGAAGUAUUAGCAAAUGAGGGAGAUAUAUCAAACGGUGAAGUUGUUUUUAGGAAAUUGAAGGAAUUGUAUUUGUUUGGUUUAGAAAGUCUCACACACUUCUACUAUGGGAAUUACACCUUAAAAUUCCCAUUCUUGGAAGGAUUAUAUGUGAGUAGAUGCUCCAAGAUGAAGACCUUCUCUAGUGGAGGCUUAAGCAUGCCAAGAUUAUCAGAAGUGAAUUGGAAAAGUUGUUCAAGUGACUUAAAUUCAAUUAUACAACAAUUACAAAAUGAUUGUGCAAAGUUAUGGGAAAGAUUCCCAUAUUAGCAAACUGCAAAGUCACGUUGUAAGUGUGUGGCAUUAGGUGUCUGUUAAGAAGAUAACGCUGAAAUGUAUUGCAGAUUACAUUGUUGAUGUAACUUGUAAACCGGCUGGACUCAGUCACAACUAUGGAGCCAUAUUUACCGUGUAAAUUGUCUUGCUAAUUCUCAAGUAUAUUCACUUCCACGUUUGAUUCUGAAGUUUCUAGUCUCAAAUCCAUGUUUCCUGCCUGUUUCCAUCUUCUGGUGUGUUUUCAGCCUUUUCCUCUGUAAUUCCCUGGAGGUCUCUGGGUCUGUGUUUCUCCUCUGCAUCGGCCUAGCUUCUUCCCGUGAGUUCUUGGGUCCUGUGGAGGUGCCGUUCUGCUGCUGGUCUAUUUUGGCUUGGGUUGGCUCUCUGAAGCUGCUUUGGUGCUAAAAUCCUGUCCUGUUCUCUUGCCUUUCUCCUUCUGUGGAGUUGCUGAUUCCUGCAUCCCUCUCCCCUGUUGUCUCUCUCCUGCAUUGGGGUUCAUUGGGUUUGUUGGCCUUUUGCUGCCUUGCUGCUGCCUAAUUUGAGUUCUUGGCUGCCGGUUCUGCUGGCACCUUCCCUCGUUUGAUGGUUGCCGCUUUCUUAAUCCUUUCUCUCCCAGCGUCCUUUCUUGUCUCUCCUGGAGCGUUCCAGCAGUGUUUUUGCGCGGGUGGUUCUUGGUUGUGGUUCCAGUCAGUUGCGUCUUAGUGAAAUGGUUGCACAUUGGUCCAUUUCUGUGUUUGCUCCUGGUUCCUGGGAUGCUGCAUCAGGUGUGUGCCGGUUGACGCUUCAUACUGUUGGCUGGGUUCUUCUUGCUGUCUUUGGCGACCUGCCAUGGCUGGAUGUGCCGGGUUCAUUGUUAUUUUAAUUUCAGUUGGUCCUCUCAAGUACGCUUUCUGUUCUUAAGUGGUUUGUUGGUUUGCAAUUGAGUGAGAGUUUUAGCCAUUGGGCUCGUGAUGUUGUACUUAGAGUGUGUUUUUACAAUGUUUUUAAUAUUGGAUCGAUGAUUAAAUCGAUUGUCUCA
Messenger RNA from Mangifera indica (mango), 7037 nucleotides. RefSeq names its product probable disease resistance protein At4g27220. Bases 560 to 6016 code for a protein of 1818 amino acids. The record is from RefSeq and is a predicted model, not a curated record. Gene Ontology annotation, molecular function: ADP binding. Lineage: Eukaryota; Viridiplantae; Streptophyta; Magnoliopsida; Sapindales; Anacardiaceae. The transcript has 10 exons.